Paraglomus brasilianum is the source of this 276-nucleotide messenger RNA. The record is from the annotation of a GenBank genome assembly. NCBI's taxonomy places the organism in Eukaryota, Fungi, Glomeromycota, Glomeromycetes, Paraglomerales, Paraglomeraceae.
AUGCAGAGAGAGAAAUAUAAGAUGGAAGAAGCAGUCUUUGGAGUUGAUGAAAAUAUUGAACAGUUCCCAAAUGCAGAAAUCUCUUCAAAGAAGAUCAAACUGAAUAUGAUUAUAGAUAUGGGCUUAGAGUUCUCGACCUUGGAGGUCUCUGGAUCUCCAUCAAAGCUUGAUCAUACUCACUAUGUUGGGGAUCAGAACAAAACAGCAAAGAUGCUUAAAAUAAAAAUUAUCUAUAUAUCAAAUACCCAGGCGACUUCGAAAAAUUUAGGAGGAUAA